Molecule: messenger RNA, 1316 nt
Organism: Radiomyces spectabilis
Lineage: Eukaryota; Fungi; Mucoromycota; Mucoromycetes; Mucorales; Radiomycetaceae
Product: WD40-repeat-containing domain protein
Exons: 2
Coding region: 67-1242 (391 amino acids)
Biological process (GO): positive regulation of anaphase-promoting complex-dependent catabolic process; anaphase-promoting complex-dependent catabolic process; positive regulation of ubiquitin protein ligase activity
Cellular component (GO): anaphase-promoting complex
Molecular function (GO): protein binding; anaphase-promoting complex binding; ubiquitin ligase activator activity
Source: RefSeq, a predicted model, not a curated record
CUUUAGAAUGAUCGAUUUAUUCCUGCGCGAGAUCAAAAAACCAUCGAAUCGGCGCAAUAUCGUUUCAUGGAAAAAAAGCAAACAUUGUCCCUGGACGAAAGUGAUCAAACAUAUAGGCAAAUUGUCGCGAAUGCGUGUGGCGUGCAGACCGGUCGACUCCUUUCCUCCAAGCAAGAAAAGGCUGAACCUGAAGUCCCCGAUAUGACCAAGAACAGUGCUGAUUACACCUUACGUACCACGGCUCCUGCAACUGUACGUCGUAUCCUCACGGCACCCGUAAAAAUCCUGGAUGCACCAUACCUUGCCGACGAUUAUUACUUGAAUUUGCUCGAUUGGUCCAAACUCAAUGUUGUCGCUGUUGCCUUGGAUCGCUCCGUGUAUCUGUGGAACGCGGACAAUGGCUCCAUUCGUCCCUUAAAUUACCAAGGACAAGAUGCCAUUACUUCCGUUCGAUGGUCAACCGAUGGCGCCUAUCUUGCAGUCGGUACAGCCAACGGCGACACCCAAGUCUGGGAUGCCGAAGCCAAUACCAAACUACGUUCUAUGGUUGGACAACAACACCGUAUUGGCGUCCUGUCCUGGGAUAAACAUCUGGUCUCUUCUGGCGCUCAAGAUGGAAGUAUCUGGCACCAUGACGUGCGUAUUUCGCAACACAAGGUGAUGGAACUCAACGGCCAUAGCGAUGAAGUGUGUGGUCUUCAAUGGCGAUGGGAUGGUACCAUGUUAGCCAGUGGUGGCAACGACAAUGUCGUCCAAGUAUGGGACGUCCGAUCCAAUAAACCACGUCUCACAAAACGACAUGAAGGUGCUGUCAAGGCAUUAGCAUGGUGUCCUUGGAACCGUCACACUCUGGCGACGGGUGGCGGCCGAAACGAUCGCAGUAUUCAGGUGUGGAAUACAUCAACAAGUUUGCGAAUCCACAAAAUCGAUACCGAAUCUCAAAUUACCUCCCUGCAUUGGUCGAAACAUUACAAAGAAAUUGUGUCCUCGCAUGGAUACCCCAAUAAUCAACUUACGGUUUGGGAAUACCCUUCCUUCAAUCGAAUUAUCGAUAUUCCCGGUCAUGAUUCCAGAAUCCUGCAUACCGCCAUGAGCCCCGAUGGUCAAAUGGUCGCCACAGCCGCAGCUGACGAGAACUUGAAAUUCUGGCGUAUCUUCGAACACGACGGCCGAAGUAAAUAUGAUACAAAAUCCAUACUCAACAAUCGUCCCGCAUUGGUUCGUAGUAAGAGCAUCCGUUAGCGCUCUUAAAAAAAAACAAAAAGCUUCCUUUUAAACUCGACGUCAUUAAAAAAGCCAAACUCCCAUAUUUGGGA